Messenger RNA from Closterium sp. Naga37s-1, 11130 nucleotides. Lineage: Eukaryota; Viridiplantae; Streptophyta; Zygnematophyceae; Desmidiales; Closteriaceae. The record is from the annotation of a GenBank genome assembly.
AUGGAGUUGCACGUGGCGAAGCAUCAGUGGCUCGAGACCCUCGAGCGGUUCGCGUUCUCGCCCGACCGUGCCGCGGUUGUCUCGUCGCUCGUUCCCGGAAGGUUCCUCCACCUAUUUUUCAGCGGUACAGUCACUGCCAUCCCAUAUGCGACGAUUAUCGCUCCGCUGCGCGCCAUCGAGGCGGGGGACGCCGCGGAGGCGCGCGCCCUUAUCGCCACUCUCCGCGAAGCCGCGGGUCUCAAGCCCGCGUCCGCGGACCCGGCUUCCCCCUCCCCCGCACCUCUGCGCAAGUCGGCGCUCAAGUCUCUCGACGCGCCGCCGAAGCUCUCGAGCGUGACGACGGACGCCGCGUUUCUCGGGCCGGGUGGCCUGGUUCGUCUUAUUCAGGAGCUCGAGCUGCGGCUCGCAGUGGCGCUCUGGGACUCUGGCGACCGCGACUCUUCAAGGCUUCCCCCAUCCCUUCCCACACGCCCCCGCAUCGCCCAUGCUGCGUUCCCUUUCUGCCCACUCUUUUCCCCCUUUCUUCCGCCUUCAUCCGCCCUUAUCCCCGCCCAACAAUUCACCAAUGCCCCUUUUCUCUCCUCCCCCCUUUCGCAACCCCGCUCUCGCCCUCCACCCCUCGUGCGGCUGGCGACCAAUCAGGAGCUGAAUGUGACGCUCAACACCGCCCUUCCUGCUGCCAUCGCCGCAGCGCCUGCUGCCCCCGCGACAGUGCCGGCCUUUGAUGUGACGAUAGAGGAUGCAGAGGGGGCAGUGGCGGCUGUAGCGCUGGCUGUAGCACCUGCCACAGCUGCAGCAGGGAGUGAAACAGCUGGUGUGGCAGCAGCAACUGCUGCAGGAGGUGGUUCAGGUGGUGUUUCAGGUGAUUCUGGCACGGGUGGAGCAUCUGCUCUCUCCUCCUUCCCUUCCACUCUGCCGCCCGAGUUCGCCACCCAUUUGUCUCUUCUGGAGCUGACGUGGCAGCGGCAUGGGUGGCAGGGGCUCAAGGAGGGGGGGCUUGCGCCAGUGCUGGCGCGCCUGCUGGCAAAGGGGGAGGCGGAGGGGCAGGGGGAAGGGUUUGGGGGAGCGUCUGGGCGGGGGGUGGGGGUGGGGGCACUGGUGGGGCAAGCUACUGGGUGGGUGGGGGGAGCGGUUGGGUGGAUAAAGGGGAGAGGGGGAGGCUGGAGUCGGGGGGAAGGUGCGUCGCCCAUCAUGACCCGGCAUAGGAGACGCCUCUCUCCCCCCAUGGCUGCACUGCAUGCAUGGCAGCUGCAACGAUGCCUCCGUAUCCCCCUCCUUGUGCUCUCUCCGCUCUUCCAUCUCCCAGUGUAUGUGCGCCCCUCGCUGCCCCGGCUAGAGGACGCACAUGUGCGUCGCCCUUCAUUUCCCCGACUAGAGGACCUCGUGGCAUGGGAGCUGCAGCGAUGGGAGAAGACCAAAUCUCAUGUGUGGCGGCCAUCGCUGCCCCGCUUAGAGGACGCCGUGGCAUGGGAGCUGCAGCGGCUAGAGCGCGAUGAGCCGGACGCCUUUAGCCGUCUUAGCCUCCCGAUUCUGCAUAUCCUCACUCCCCCGCAGCUACAGUCUCUUGCCGCCCGCUUCCCGUCCAUCGCCACACAUCCGCGCAUGCUGGCGCUGCGGGCCAUUCAGAUGCUGCCACGUGGCAUGUCUCUGGACACCUCCGCACCAACCCCAGAAAGCGUCGAUCAGAUCCUGAGCUAUCUGGACCGCAUACAACCACUGCUAAACGGUGACCACCUGAAGGCGAAGCUGCUGUUUGCGCGCCUCACGCUCAGCCUCGUGAACGGCCAGGCGGACGCUGCUCUCCUUCUCGCCUUCCUCUCCCUCAUCCACAACGGCCCUUACGGCGUCUUCCCUCCUGCACGGCCACACGAGGAGGAGGCGUUCGCUUACUUCCCCCUCUUCGCCUCCUGCCCCUCUCCAUCCGACGUCAAGGAGCUCGUGGCCCAGCUGUUCCGAAACCUCUUCUCCUCGCCCUCCUUCUCCUCCUCCCUCACCUCCCCUCCCUCUUCCUCCUCCUCCUCCUCUUCCUCCCAUUUCGCUCUUCCUACGAGUAUCACCUCUCUCUCCACGUUCCAUUCAACUCGUGCCAUGUCAGCAUCUGCCACGUCAGCAGAAGCUGCAGCAUCAGCAGCAGCAGUGUCAGCUCAGUUCCCGUUUGCACCGGAUUCGCCGGAGGCAGCGGCGCUGGUGGAGAGGGCCAUGCACACGUGGCAGCCUCUGAUUGGGCAGGGCAAGCUGGACUGGAGCUACGUGGCGCUGCUAUUGGCUGAGAGCAGGCUGUGCUGCGGAGACGACCCCUUCUACCCUGUCUGGGUGCACCUCUAUCUCACGUCCUAUCAGCGCCAGCACGCGCCCGACAACCUGACGGCUGGCAGCAGCGCGUUGGGUGAGCUGACGGGGCGCUGCCAGCUGGACUUUGCCGGCCACAACCGACGGGUGUGGCGGGCGGCGGAUCCGGUGCAUCUGGACGUGAUUGUCAAGAACGUGCCUGUACUCGCUGUGAAGCUAUUCGAGGUGGACUCGCUGCGCUAUCUGCUCUCCUCGCCGCUUGACACCGAAUUCUCCAACCUGGGGUCACUGCAUGGCCUCAAACCAUGGUAUCAGCAAGAGAGUCAUAUGCAGCAGCAGGAACAGGAACGACAAAUUCCCCUCCCCACCACCACCACUACUACUACCACCACCCCCUCCUCCUCCGCCGCCCCCUCUCGCCCCUUCUCCCUUGUAAAGCGAAUCCUGAGUGUGGAUCUCCCACAGCUGGCUGGGCGGCGGGGCGUGUUUGUAGUGCAGCUGGAGGGCGGCGGGCUGUGUGCGCGGGCGAUUAUUCGAAAGGGCAAUCUAGUCCACACGGCCACCCUCACCCCUCGCGGCCUUGCCAUCCGAAUGCUCAACGAAGACGGCACUCUCGUGCUGCCCACUACUGCAACUGGAGGCUCGAAUGGAGGCUCGGAUGGAGGCUCGGAUGGAGGCUCGGCUGCAGCCUCGGGUGGAGGUCCGGACCAAGGCUCGGAUGGGGGGGAGCCGAGUUUGCUGGUUGGGACGAGCGUUCAGAAGGGAGUGCUGGGAGGCCGGGCGGCGAGUGUGUGGGUGGAGGGGGUGGAGUAUGCGGUUGGGAGCGGUGGAGAGGUGGUUCUCCCCUUCACUGCCAGCAGCAGGCAGUGCUCUCCGGUGCUCUUUGAUGGGUGCCUGGCUGCUGUGGGUGCAUCCGUGCAAGUUCCAGAAGAAUGUCCUCGCUUCUUUUCACACCCUUCUGCCUUUUCCCAACCCAACCUUCCCCCAUUUCCGCCACCCCUCACCCUUUCCCCAUUCUUCUCCUCCCGCUUUUAUUCCCCCCCCUCCCUCCCUCCCCCCUUCUCCCCUCCCCCUCCUCCCACCUCCCCCAGCUACAACCUGAACUUGCACGCCUGGCUCGAUCAACCCUUCCUCCGCCCCUCUGCUGACGUCACCAUCCUCCUCCGCCCCUCCCUCACUCUCUCGCCUUCUCCCUCACACUCCUCCUCCUCUCUCCCAGCCGCCCCCCUCUCGCUCCUGCGCUCCCCUGAGCUCGUUGUUUCGUGGAAGCUUCUGGAAGGCCAGGAUGUGACCGUUCGCAUUCCCAACCUCUCCCUCCGGCCGGAUUCGGAGUUAACACACAGGACAAAAGUCCCGGACGGUGCAGUUUGUCUGGAAGUGGUCCUCCGGGGAACAGUGGUGUUGCAGAGCAAGGGUGGGCAGGAGAAGUCGCUGGAUGCAGAAGCUUCCUGGAAGGUGCUGGCGCCGUUUGAGCCUGGGGGAAGGGCGGCAGCGAAUGGGAGCGCGUGGGAGGGGAGUGGAGAAGGGGGAGGGGCAGGGGGCAGAGGGGGAAUGGUCCUGGGGGAAGUAGGGGGAGCGGAGGGGGGGGAUGGGGGGAAAAAACAGAGGCCAGUCGAAGUGGAGUCUUUGUUUCUGGAAAUAAGGGGUGGGGGAGAGGAAGGGAUGGGGGAAGGGAAAGGGGGAGGACAGGGGAAGGAGGGCGUGGGGGGGUAUGUGUUGCGUGUGGUUGGGGAAGCGGGGGAGGGGAAAGAGGGGAGGCGGGUGGUGGUGCGGCUGCGGCACCGGCUGGCCAAUGAAUGGUCGCCAGGUGUCGUGAUGAGAAGCGACGAUGAAGGGUGUGUGUAUCUGGGGUGGCUGGAAGGGGUGGAGAGGGUUGGGGCGAGGAGGGUGGAAGAGUGGGGCGGAGAGGGGAAGGGGAAGGAACAAGGGGGAGGGGGAGCUAGAGGGGAUGGGGCAGGCUUGGGGAAAUGGAGAGAGUGGAGGGGCGGGGAAGGUGAUGGGGAUGAGGAAGGGGAGGAGUGGAUGGGGGGGAUGAAGGAGGAGUGGGAACACGUGUGGCACGUGUGUGCACCUCGGCUUGCUCUGAUUGGUCCACGUGGCAGUGUGGGUGGAAGUCCGGCAGGGAAGCUGCCGUCUCACGUGGUGGUGGUGGGCGGGGAGGAGAGGGCUGACGGUGAUGCCAGUGCUGCUGGUGCUGCUGGUGCUGGUGGAGAUGGUGCCUCACCAGGCUCGGAUCAAGUGAUUCUGCGACUGCCUUAUGUCUCCCAUGAUGCUGCCGCUGCCGCUGCUGCUGCUGCUGCUGCUGCUGCUGGCAAUGGUGGGGAUGGUGCUUAUGGUUCUGCUGACGGUGGUUCUGCUUCUGCUGGUGAGACAUCUGGCGCUGCUGCUGCUGCCCGACCAGUCUCCCCGUGUCUGUUCCGCGUGGCUGCUGCAUGGGAAUACACAGUCGAGAGAGUGUUCCUGGCGGACUGCACGCAGCGACUGCGGAUGAGAGAGGGCUAUCUGGAGCUACUCACAGUGCCACCAGGCGACUACUCUCUAUUCCUCCCAUGGGACAACGAAACCAUCUCCAUCCGCGUCCUGCCUCCUCCCCCUUCCUCCUCCGCCCACCCUCCCCCAUCCUCUUCCACGCACCCCACUCCUGCAUCUACCCUCGCCUCUCUCCCCUGCCCCGGCUGGGCCGUUGACUUGGCACGCAAAGAACUUCGGAAACUGCCGCCCAAGAGCCCGCUCACCAUCUGUGCUGCUGCUGUUGGUGGGAGUGGAGUGGUGCCGGGCGGGAGAGGAGGAGGCGGAGGAGGGAUUGCAGGCGGAAGAGAUGGGAGUAAGGUUCUGUGGGUGAAGCUUGGGGGGUGUGGCGCGAGCACACGCGUGCAUGUGGUGGUGCGGCAAGGCAUGGUGGCCAAGGCUGUGCCUGGGUUUGAGUUGAGUGUGUUUGGGGGGGGAGGCGGGGAGGAGGAGGAGGGGGUGGAGGGAGUGUGGAGGGGAGGCGGGUGGGGAGGGGAAGGAGGGGAGGAGGGGAGGGUGGGGUUGGAGGAGGUGGAGAGUGAAUAUGGCGAGAAGCAGUUCAUGGAUGAAGAAAUUAUCUACGUGCAGAACCGUCAGAAGGCCCUCACCACUGCUAAUGGAGAGAAGGAACGGGUGGGGCACCUACUGCCGCUGCCCUCCCUCCUCAUCCACCCUCGUGUCACCGCUGCCAGCACCAGCAAGCGCGCCCCUCCCCCUCCACGCCAACUCCACUCCGACCCCACAGCCAAGAAGAAGCAGCUACUGGGGGUGAUGAUGCAGCAGCAGGGGGGCAGAGGGUCGGCCCUUCGGGCAAGUCGGAUGGAGUAUGACUCCAUGUGUGCACCGCAAGCAACCGCAUGUUUCGCUGCAUUUGGUGGGGGGCGAGGGAGGAUGCAUGGCUACAGUGGGGGUGUUGGAUAUUCGGCCUCGUACCAGUCAGGUCCCCCUCCCAAGCACGCCCCGCUGUUUGCCACGCCGCCCACUCUCAUUUCCAAUCUCAGGCCUUUUGUCAGGUCUGAGAGAGGAAGGGGUGGAGAGGAGGGGGAUGAAGGGGGGAAGGAUUGGUGGGUUGCAGUGCCGAGAUCCACCCUGCCACGUGGCAGCCUGUCAUUGACUGUCGUGGCUGUGGAUUCGGGGGAAAGUGCGUGGGGUUGCCAGGUGGCGCGCUGUGAUUUGCUCGUUCCGGAGGAGGCGUGGGGGGAGGAGGGGACUGAGGGUGAGAAGGGGAGGGAGGAGAGGGGGAGGGAAGAGAAGGGGAGGGAGUGGGUGGUACAGGAGGCGUUGGAUCCAGCUAAGCAUUACCACGAGAGGAGGGCGGUGGAGGUUUGGAGGAGGGGAGAGGUGCACCGCAUUGCUGACGUGGGAAUGGCACAGGUGGCGAUAUUCGACUCCAUCGAGCGAGCUCACGGCCUAUUGGCCAGCUUCAUCAGCCCAUCAGAGCGCGACACGUGGCAGCAGCUGGCGUUCCUGCUACAGUGGCCGGGCAUGGCAGCGGGCGGCAAAGUGGACAAGCUGCAGCGCUUCGGCUCGCACGAGCUGCACCUCUUCCUCUUCUUCCAUGACCAUGCCUUCUUUGCUAAACAUGUGCUCCCUGCCAUUGCCUCCAAGCUCGACCGCUCCUUCCUCGACCUCUGGCUGCUGGGCGACCUUGACGGGGUGCUGUCCUUCUGCGCCCUGCCAGCGUAUCUCAAUCUCAACGCCCUCGAGAGGUGUCUGCUGGGGCUGGCAGUGUGCUUCCACAUGCUGCUGCAACACAGGGGGCAGCGACCUCUGGACUGGCCCUAUCAGUCCCACAUCAUCCAUCCCUCUGAAGUCCUGGACGAUCUAGUCACGCUGGCAGCACCACCCACACCAGCACUAGCAGCACAGGCAGCAGCAGCCUCCUACCGUCGCUUUACCACUGCCCUCGCCAGCCGCUCUGACCUCCGCCCCCGCGCCGCACCUCUCGCCGAGCCUCCUGCCAAGCCUGCCGCCGAACCUGCACCGCAACCCGUCUCUGCCCCCAAAGGCGCUCCUCCUCCUCCCCCUACCUCAGCUGCCUCUUUUGGGGGCUUUGGGGGGCCGCCCCCCCCUCCUCCCCGCCCUGCUGCUGCUGCCUUUAGCUUUGAUGGCGAAUCAUCUGAGCAGCCUCAGAUGCAGGCCCUGUCAGCAGCACCAGGAGGGGGAGGGGGAGGAGCAGCAGGGGGACUGCACUUUAGCUGCGACGGCUGUGGCACCAACCCAAUCAGGGGACCCCGCUACCGCUCUCUUGUCCGUGACGACUACGAUCUCUGCGCGUCUUGUUUCGCCACCAUGGGCACACCGGGCGAGUACCAGCGCUUUGACUCCGGCCCCUCCUUCGGUGCUGCAGCAGCUGGGGAAACAGAGGAGGCUCUGCCCAUUCCAUUAACGCAGCAGCGCCCCCACAAGGUGGACGUCACGAAGCGCUACGCCGAGACGCAUUACUUCAAGCGCGCACUGAGCGAGCAGACCCCGGACCUCGUCCCCUCCUCGCCCUUCUGGGUCGACUUCAUGCGCCACAUCCUCGCUUCUGCCGAAGCUGCUGCCGGAGCUGCUGCCGCACCUACUGCCAAAGCCGCAGCCGCGGCACCUGAACCUGCAGUCAAUGUUGCUGCAGGAAGCACCUCCCCGUCUGCGUCGCUCUGCUCCUUUGCUCUCUCCCUCCCUCCCUUCGUCCCUGCAUCUUUGCACGAUGUGGCUUCCUCCUCCACCGCUGCUCUCUCUGCUCUUUCCAUUCUCGGCCUCCACUUCGGCGGCAAGAUCAGGCAUGCAGGUGCUUAUAACGAGGAGGUUAAUAACGAAGAGACUGGGGGGAGGGCGGGUAGGGGAGGUGGGCCGGCUGGUGCAGUGGAGGGGGAGGAGCAUGGGUUCUCUUUUAGAGGCACGUCGGUUACAAUCACACCUGCAUCCCCCAUGGUGGUGUACAAGCAGGAGUUGUGUGAGGUGGGGAGUGGUGCUGCAGCAACAGCAGCAACUGAAGCAGCAACAGAGGCAAAGGCUCCUCCAUUCCCGCUCCUCCCCUCCCUCGCUCCUGGCAUCCCCUCCAUUCUCCUCUCCCAAUCCAUCCACACUCUCCUCGCCCCUCCCUCUUCCUCCUCCCCCUUCACCCCCCACUCCUCCCUCCUCUCCUCCUCCCCCCCCUUCCCGCUCUUCCACUCCUCCCUAUCCACCACCCCAUCCAUCCACCCCUCCUCGCUCCCCUCCACCCCUCCAUACCGCACUGGCAUCUGCUACCUCCUUCAAAUAGUCGUAGUUAAUCUCCAAUCCGCCCCGCUCCCCCCACUGCUGCUAUUAUUCCAAGUUCCCCAGGGUUCCGUGCCUAUUUCCCCUCUCGGCCGCCCCACCCAGAGGCUGCGCCUGCCGCCGCUGCAGCCGUUCCAAAAGCGAGUCUUCACUGCCCUCUUCUACUUCCCCUUUCCUGGAAGCUUCUCGCUCUUCCCUGCGCACCUGCUGCCUGAAGCUGGGUCAGGGGGAGGGGGCGGGGGAGAGGGAGGGGCAAGGGAGGAGGAGGGCGGGGCAGACGUUGGGGUGGUGGCAGUAGCAGCAGGGGUACCCGCAUCCAUCCCCGUCCUCUCAUCAUCCGAAUACGAGAAGAUGGAGAGGGAAAGACGCGAAUCCCUCCUCCAGCAGCACCUGCAGGCAGAAUCAUCAUCAGCAGCAGCAGCAGACAGGCAGAGGCAGCAAGUGGGAGGCAAGUCACUGUCAGCAGCAGAGGAGGCAGCGCAGAGGGCAGAGCUAUGGGAGGUGAUCUGCCUGUCGGGCAGUGAGCCGGACAUCCUCCGCAUGCUGCAAGGCCCCUCCCUGCGCUCCCUGGACCUUGCCCUCCUCCUCCCACUCAUGCCUCAUGCCCCUCUCUACCACUCGGUCACCUCCCUACUCCGCCGUCGAAAGCUCUUCCAUCGGUCUAUCUGGCAGUGCUCGCUCCUGCACCAGGACCCUCGGGGGAUGUCUGAGUACUUGGCUUAUGAACCGGCCUUCCUUGCUCGGCUCUCUUCCCCGGUUCUCCUCUCCUCUCUGCUGCAUAUCGAGCCGGGUGCGGUAGGGGCGCGGCUGUCGUUUCGGUACCGGCUGAAUGGGAGCGCCGGUGUGCUAGGCUCAGGGAUAGGUUCGGGGGUAGGCUUGGGGCUAGGUUCGGUGUACGAGCAUGAGGAGUUCCUGCCAUUGCUGAAUCCCCGGGCGCACAGGUUCGGAAUGAGUGGUUCGGACAGGGAAGGGAGGAGGAGAGAGAAGAGGGUCGGGGGCGAAAGCGAGGGAGAGGGGAAAGAGGGGAGAGAGGGGGUGUAUGGGAGUGAGGAGGGAGGGUGGGAGGAGGAACCGGGGGUGAACGACAUAUGGAACGAGCAGCUGUUGGAGCACUACAGUCGGUUCCUGGAGCUGUGUGCGAGGAGGAAGGGCGGGAUGAGCGCUCAGGAGUGCCUUGCAGCGGCAUACUACCUGCUGGUUCAAGAUCGGGUCAAAGAGGCCCACCUCAUGUUCCUCCGGGCAGCCUCCGGAAAGAUUUUCACCCUGGCCGACACGUGGCGGGCAGCGCUGUGCGGUGGGAACGGGAGUGGUGCUCCUGUGGGGGCUGGUGCUGCGGCUCCUGCUGAGGGUGCUGAGGGUGGCGAGAAUUCUGCUGCUUCUGGUGUUGGUACCAAUACCAGCAGCACCAGUAGCAGCGCUGUCCCCUUUACUGACAUCCCCACUACAGUGAAUGUGCAGCUGGCAGCUGAUUACAUGGCUGCUUUUCUCGACAUUCUCCUCUGCCCGACCGACCGCCUGCCCGUGGUCGCCCGGGCAGUUGCGAAAAAAUACCGCGCUGUGGACAGGAACGGGGGCAGCAGCGGAGGAAGCUGCCCAGUGGUUUCCUGGAGAAAGCGCUUUGCUGACCUGGGCAAGCAGGUGUAUGAAAUUUGGAUGGCUGCCCGAGCUGCCCGGGCUGCCGGGGCAGGGGGGCAUAUCAUUGUGCAGGGUGGUGUGGAGGGGCAUGGAGUGGCUGGGGUGGAAGGACAGGCGCAGAGCCAUAAGGGACCGGGAGGAAGAGGAGGUGGAGGAGGAGAGGGGGUUGGUGGGGGUGGAGAUGCAUGGGAGUGGGAGGAGGACGAUGAGUGGGUGCUCACAGGCAGUCAACCCAUGGCAGUGGCAGUUGGAGGCGGAGGAGGAGGAAGUGGAGCAGGAGGAGAAGCAGGAGCAGCAGGAGAAGCAGCAGCAGCAGCAGCAGCAGCAGGAGCGGCAGCAGCGGGUGAAGGCAGAGUUUCUGCUGACGAGGACAUGGCUGACGUGGCACAGCUGGCGGAGGCGGCGGAGGGGGACGGGACGGCAGUGGACCCAUUUUCCCUGAAGAGGAGCUCGGGGCCGAAACCCUCCCAGGAGCCCUUCCUUGAAGCCAAGCUGCUGCCCCGCUCUUCUGCUGCUGCCACAGCCGGCACUGAACUUGGUACAGUCACGCCGGGUACAGUCACAGCCGCAGCCGCAUCAGCAGCAGCAGCGGCGGUGGUGGGGGUGCGGUAUGCGAACGUGGGGAGCAUCCAGGUGGACGUGUUUGCGUUCGAUGCCGAGACCUUCUUCUCCUGCUCGCCCUUCUCCCUGCUCUCGGGUGCAGCCACAGCUGGUGGUGGUGCAGGGAGCAGGGCCAGUGUGAAGGGUGGCACCGGUGCUGGGGAUGGGAGGAGUGGAGGAGAGGCAGGAGAGGGUGGUAAUGGGGUGGGUGGGCCCUCGUCCAUCUUCGUGGCUCCGAAUUGGUCCACAGUUGUCAGCACUGAUGAUCGCAGCAGUGUCGCUGGUGGUGCAGCUGUGCUUGCAGGCAGCGGCAGUGGCAGCAGCGGCAGCAGCGGCAGUAGCGGCAGCUUGGUGGUGCAGCUGCCAUCGGAGUUUGAUUCAGAGGCAGUACUCAUAACUGUCUCCUCGGGUGCUCUCACCACCACUCUCCUCAGGCCGGUGCAUGAGUCUCUUGUGGUAGAGGUGGUGGAGAGGUUGGGUCAGCUGAGAGUGCUUCGCCACAUUCCCACACCCACCUCAGCACCUGUUGAUGGGACUUCGGGUAAUGGGAAAGCAGGAGCAGUGGUGGACAGGUUGAAGUCAGCUCAGGGAACUUUGGUGCCACUGCCCGGGGCAUAUGUGAAAGUUUUCUUCCGCCCGAAGUCAAGAGGGGUUUCUUACCUUUUUAGUGGCAGUGCAGGGGAAGAGAGGGGUGGGGCGGUGUUUUACAAGGAUGGGUACACGGACAGGCGUGGGUGGUUUGACUAUGCGUUUGUGAGCACAGAGGACGUGGAGAAGGUUGACAUGUUUGCUGUGCUUGUGACUAAAGAGGGGGCAGGGUCAGUUGUGCGCCAUGUGAAGCCUCCCAAGGUUUGA